Messenger RNA from Balaenoptera acutorostrata (minke whale), 5682 nucleotides. RefSeq names its product platelet activating factor acetylhydrolase 1b regulatory subunit 1 (gene PAFAH1B1). Lineage: Eukaryota; Metazoa; Chordata; Mammalia; Artiodactyla; Balaenopteridae. Gene Ontology annotation, molecular function: protein binding. The coding region runs from base 581 to 1813 and encodes 410 amino acids. The transcript has 11 exons. The record is from RefSeq and is a predicted model, not a curated record.
GUGACGUCAGGGCGUUGGGGCAGCUCCUGUGACAGACGGAGCUGGAGCGGCGGGGCGGCGGCGGAGUCCGGCGGCCGAGAUAGCGAGUGAGCGAGCGAACGAGCAGCGACCCCGGGGUCCAGGGAGCGAGAAGGAGAAGGAGGGGAGCGCUCGGGCGCGAGCGAGAGAAACCGCGAGCGCCAGGCUUGGGCUCGAGCCCCGGAACGGCUGAGGAGCCCGCCCGCUCCCCUCCCCUCCCCCUCCCCGGGACAGGGCCCAGCGCGCCAUCCUCCCCCUCCCUCCUUCCCUCCCUCCCUCCUUCCUCCCUUCCCUCUCCCUCUCCCCCUCCCCCGCCGGUGGAUGGGAGUGAAGGACGGAAGAGGCCCUGCGGAGGCGGCGGUGCAGCGCUCCGGUGGAAUGAACCUUACUUGUUGAAUAUCUCCUGGUUACUCGUUGGAUUCACUUGUGGAAGAAUCAUUUUCCCCUGCGUGGAAGCCACUUAGUGGCAUAUUUAAUUAUAAAUCCAGGGAUUGCAAAGUUUUUUGAUUUCCCAAAGGAGGGACACACCACUAUAUCAAAUAAGCUUGACAUUACAGCCAAAAUGGUGCUGUCCCAGAGACAACGAGAUGAACUAAAUCGAGCUAUAGCAGAUUAUCUUCGUUCAAAUGGCUAUGAAGAAGCAUAUUCAGUUUUUAAAAAGGAAGCUGAAUUAGAUAUGAAUGAAGAAUUAGAUAAGAAAUAUGCUGGUCUUUUGGAAAAAAAAUGGACAUCUGUUAUUAGAUUACAAAAGAAGGUUAUGGAAUUAGAAUCAAAGCUAAAUGAAGCAAAAGAAGAGUUUACGUCGGGUGGACCUCUUGGUCAAAAAAGAGACCCAAAAGAAUGGAUUCCCCGUCCACCAGAAAAAUAUGCAUUGAGUGGUCAUAGGAGUCCAGUCACUCGAGUCAUUUUCCAUCCUGUGUUCAGUGUUAUGGUCUCUGCUUCAGAGGAUGCUACAAUUAAGGUGUGGGAUUAUGAGACUGGAGAUUUUGAACGAACUCUUAAGGGGCAUACAGACUCUGUACAGGAUAUUUCAUUCGACCAUAGUGGCAAGCUUCUGGCUUCCUGUUCUGCGGAUAUGACCAUUAAACUAUGGGAUUUUCAGGGCUUCGAAUGCAUCAGAACCAUGCAUGGCCAUGACCACAAUGUUUCUUCAGUAGCCAUCAUGCCCAAUGGAGAUCAUAUAGUAUCCGCCUCAAGGGAUAAAACUAUAAAAAUGUGGGAAGUGCAAACUGGCUACUGUGUGAAGACAUUCACAGGACACAGAGAAUGGGUACGUAUGGUGCGGCCAAAUCAAGAUGGCACUCUGAUAGCCAGCUGUUCCAACGACCAGACUGUGCGCGUGUGGGUCGUAGCAACAAAGGAAUGCAAGGCUGAGCUUCGAGAACAUGAGCAUGUGGUAGAAUGCAUUUCCUGGGCUCCAGAAAGCUCCUAUUCUUGCAUCUCUGAAGCAACAGGAUCUGAGACUAAAAAAAGUGGCAAGCCUGGCCCAUUCUUACUGUCUGGAUCCAGAGACAAGACUAUCAAGAUGUGGGACGUCAGUACUGGCAUGUGCCUUAUGACCCUUGUGGGUCAUGAUAACUGGGUACGUGGAGUUCUGUUCCAUUCUGGGGGGAAGUUUAUCUUGAGUUGCGCUGAUGACAAGACCCUGCGUGUGUGGGAUUACAAGAACAAGCGAUGCAUGAAGACCCUCAAUGCGCAUGAACACUUUGUUACCUCCUUGGAUUUCCAUAAGACGGCACCAUAUGUGGUUACUGGCAGUGUAGAUCAAACAGUAAAGGUGUGGGAGUGCCGUUGAUUGAGUUUCAUUUGGCCCCUCCUCCCUUGUUUCCUCUGGAUGCACUCUGAUGAUACCAUGGUUACCCCAUUGAGCUCUGUUUAAAUAAAUAUUGUCCUUUCAUGUAAAUUAUUCUGGAUGUAGAUUGAGCUUAUUAAAUGUUACACACAAAGUAUUCAUGCAUGGUGAAUCCAAAUUGUAUACUGUAAAUUUACAUACGUUGUCUAGAAGUACCAUAGGGUUUAAAAACCUGGGCUGGCAUUGGUCACACCAGGCCUAAGAAGGCAGAAGUUGAAUAAAUUGAACUAGGGCACUAAACUGAAUAGUUGACAGUGUCAUUUUAUGUUGGAUUAUUAAUUCCUGUUUUUCUUUCUGCUGUCUGUUGGUGCCUGACUUGAUGGCCUCAUUUGGGGGAAAGUGGUGGUUAUUAGGGCUUUUUCUGAAAUGUGUAUCUAUGUAACAUCACUUAAGUGUGCUUAAUAAAUCUUCUUUAAGGAUGUUAGAUAAUAAGGCUACAAUUCAGAAUCUUCUGAACCAUCUAUGUAAUUAAUGGGGAUUACACAUUAGAAUUUUUGUCAUGACACAUUUGCCAAAUCAGUAGGAUACAUUUGUUUUGGCAGCCUGUCAAGCAAAGGCUAGUGGUAUAUUUAUGUAAGAAAAUGACUGUAAAUCUGAAAUAAGAAAAAUCUCAGCAGCUAAUAACAAAUCAUUUAUUUCAUUUGGGUCUUAAUGCUUUGUAAACAGGUUUAAAAAACACUGUAAUACUCUAAGCUUCUAUUUUCCACACUAGACACACUUCUAGUUGUAUUCUCCAUACUGUUAGACUGUAUAGUGAUGUGACUUCCAAGUAGAGUUUAAUCUUCCCAUUGAGUGUGUCAUGGUACAAAUCACUAUUUGUUUUUGAUGUUUUUUAGGGAUGUGCAAUGUGCAUAACAUAAUGACAAAGAAAUAUUGAAGAGGUUAUGUUUGCCCAUUUUAAGGGAGUGGGAGAAAUACAGCAGUUUGUUGUUCAACAUGAAUCUGAUAUCGAUUUGAACUGUGUUUAACUUACAAGUUUAUAAAAAGACAGGGUUUAAUGGAGCGUGCAUAAAAAUGUACUGUGUUUUCACCUUUUGUUUAUGUAUAAAUGUUUAUGAGUAUAUGGGCCUAUCUGUAAGUGGGUAAGUCUAUAUAUGUAUGUAUAUCACACACAUACAACCUCCAUGUCCUUGGGUCCUGGGUUUUUGAAGAAGUGCUAAAACAUAUAAAUAGAAUAAAUCUUGCUGUGGAAUACCAUGCUUUAGAACAAAUCCUUUUUGAUCCUAACGCUUCUGAAAACCAGGUCUGACUCUGUGGGAAUUUUUCCCAGCUAAAGGAAAAUCACUUCCGUUAUCCGCCACCUCCACCCCCAGUUUGGCUGUUGAGCAUUUUACACAUCCCUGAUAUAUUGUAUAUUGUGAUCCAAAGUUACUACAAGUAGGUUUAAGAAAAUUUUUAUCUAUGACUUUGGAAACAAUAUUCCAUUGCAGAUUAUUAAUAAAUAAUCCCACUGCUUAGCUAACCAACAUUUUUUUAAAGAAGGUCAUUUGAAAAGUUAACAGAACAAUGAAAUAACAAAGAUAGUUUAACAAAUUUAUCCUGGAUUGCAUCUAUUCAUUUGUGUAAUAUGUGAUUUUUUAAAAAAAAUAUCCCUUUUAGUAUUAAGUGGAAAUUUGGUUCCUGAAAAAGACAAAGGGUUAGAGUUAAUGUCCUGUAGAUACACACACAGAGAAUAGGCCGUAUAUUUCCUAGAAGCAGCUUUAUGUCUAGCUUUUGUCUUUUUGUUUGUUUGCUUGUUUGUUUUUAAUAAUUCCUGAGAGAUGUCUCUGGAAGGAAAAGUGUUUUGAAAACUAAUGGCUAUUUUUGAGGACAAAAAUUACAACUUAAGCUAAUUUCUUAAAUACAGUAGAAUAACUUUCAGGACAAUAUUGCCUCACAACCCUGCUCACAUGGAGAAGUCUUUUUUUGUUUCCCCUUAGCUGUUCGGACUGGAUUUUUCUACAGAAGCUAUGGAAGAUAUCUUUGUUCUUGUUUGCUGCUAUUUCCUGUCCUAUUUUAAGAAAUAUAAAUACAUAGAAAUGGUGCAUCUUUAACAUUUGUUUGUACAUGUAUAAAUGUCUUGUAUUUUAAUUCAUUUUUAGCAUGUAGCAACACGAAUUGUUUAAGGGUAAGCCACAACAUCUAGAAAUCACUCCUAGAUACGAACAAUAAAGGAAAAAAAAAAUGGUACCGAUUUAGGAGGAAACAAAGCCGCUGUCGCUGGGUUUUCCCUGCAGCCUGCAGUGACUUCCACUGACAAACAAGGAGAAACUAUCACUCUGUAAACAAAGUCAUCCUUAUUGGGAGAUUGCCACAGCCUGCUGCUUAGCUGAGUUACCAGACAUCCUCCAUUUAUGAAGCAGCGAACGUUGAAUCUCAGGGAUGGUCCUCAACUGGAUCCAAGUGUAACGAGCCCUGUUUGAAUAAUGAAGGGGGUGGGGAGAGUGAUCCAUCCACAAUCCGGAAGCAUAUUUGCAGAGGUUUCCUGCACUGUUGUUUGACACUGCCCUGUUGAUGCCCUUUCUUCCUGUUUCCUGCGUUUUCUCUGUCUGCUGUCUAACCCUGUGCCUUGCCUGGGAUAAGUACAAUGAUGAGGUUACUGGUUUGGAUUGUAAGUAGAGGAAUUUAUUGAUUGGUUUAGAGGUUCACUGCUGCUUUGUCACUGUCUCAAUCAAAUUGGCCACUUAUUUAAGAAAUAAAAAGCUGGUAGAAUUGCAUCCUCAGAUGAUGAUUGACCUUUUGUGUGUGUGAAAACAGACAUUCCAGUGCCACCCUAAUAUAACGUGCCCAAGAAGUCCUAGCUGCACUCUUGAAAGUGCAAGCCACGGAAACUGGUUUAGACAUGGCUUGGAGAAUAGUUGCUUUUUGACAUGGCCUCUUGCACUUUAGGAGACUGAGACUGUCCUGUUUUGUCCAUUGUGGUGUGACCAAUGGUGUGCCCAGAGCACUGCUCUAAAACUCACUAGUGUUAGCACGUCGUCCGGGCUGUGGGCGCUCGCUGUAGCCUUCGGAGGCUUUGGCUCUAGAUCACCAAGCCCAGUCUCCUUACUGUCAGUGCCCUGCUCUCCUGUUUGCCUCUUUUUGUUUCUAUGUGAACUUCCAGAUAAUAUCACUCAUUAAAUAGUUUUUUUUAAAAUUUAUUUAAAGAAAAACUAUUUAGAAGUAAAGGAUAUUUUGUUUUGUUGACAGUGGUGGCUUGAUAAUCCUUAAGCAACUGAAGAUAAAAUUGUUGAAGGAAAAGGCACUUAAAAUGGUUCCUCUCUGUCCAGCUGUAUAUAAGUCCAAUGUGUUAACUAAUCUAGAUGAUGCAAAGAAGAAUCUCCUGGUAGAGAAGCAACAUGUACGAAAUCGGUGAAAGAGGUUUUGUUUUUUUUCAGUGGGGUAAGGGGAGGGCAAGCUGGAUUUACAAGUCACGACUGGACCGAACUGGCCUUUUAAUCUUUCCACUAUAUCAUGUAAGUGGCUGCUUCCUUGUCCUGCCUAUCCUUCAAGCAUCCCUAAAGCUCACUCUGAAGAUGGUAGAAACAAAACACACAAUCUUCGAGUUAGAAGUUGAUCCUGACACUGACAUGAAGGCGAACGUUGAUUUCACAUGAACGAACAGUUACAGAGGUGGUGAUUGGAGAAAACAGUUCCCCAGAUUGUAAGAGUUAACUGAAGAUAUUGACACAAUUUUAAAAAAUCAGUAAAGGAAUGUAUAUAAUAUUGCUCUUGUGUUUUACAGUAAGAUUUGUUGCUCUCAGACUGUGUAAAACAAGAUUUAUUCAUGUUUUCUGCAUAUUAAAAAAAUCUUAUUGUACCAAUUGGUAAACUAUUAAAUGCCUAUAAAACUA